AACUGGCUGUUGCUAGACAUCUGUUUGCCGCAGCGCGCUGCCAUUGAAACGUUGCAAGAAAGACAGAUAUUGACUUACCCAGCAUGUCCAGUGAACGUCUUCUCAAAGCGUUCGUGACAGAACGUUUGACGGCUGCAGCGGAAGAAAUCGCAGACUUUUUUGGUAAAACUAUCGCAAAAUAUGAAGAGGAAGCUUGUGAGUCCCAGAGAGAAAUCACACGCCUCCGGUCUUUAUUGAUGGAUUUGGCUUCAUACCGAAAAUCAGAGGCUACUCCAGAACAAAACCAACGUGAGCUAGAAGCAAGUCCAUGCCAUGUGACGGAUGUGGAGUUGCUGCACAUCAAAAAGGAAAGUCGGGCAGCAUGGGGAAGUCAACAGGUAGAAACACAGACUCGGGAGUCAAAAGACAAUGAUGCGUUGUUUGUGCCUCAUACGUCCACUUGGAGUCAGAAUGGGGAAGUGGAUGUGAAGCCUUUUCUGAAUUCCCCAGAAAACGGCAGUGAAGGUGAACUGCAAUGUCAGGAGCCACUGGAUAUCCAGGGAGUGCAUCCUGCAUUGUCUGCCCCUUCAAUGUUGUCACCACAAAGCCCUAACCACAGUGAAGCAACUGAAAAUCUGACAGAGCAUCUCAGAACUUCAACAUGUUUGGAACAUAAUUCUGCACAGCCUCAUAACCCAGGAGAAACCUCCUACAACUGCUACGUUUGUGAUGUUUCCUUUUCCUACAAACAGCAUUUGGUCAACCAUGCUCUCCGUGUCCACUCGCCGGAGACUGGUGUCGUCUGCGCGGUUUGUGGCGACGCCUUGGACUCAACCGAAAGUCUGCGACUGCAUCUAGAGACUCACAGGCUUCCCAAAUCCUGCCAUAUUUGUGGCAAACAGUGCAAAAGCACCUCUACAAUGACUGGACACAUCGCCAGUCACACUGGAGAGAAACCACACCGCUGCCACUUUUGUGGUAAAGAGUGCAGGCGCAAAGGAGACCUGAAGAUACACAUGAGGAUUCACACGGGCGAAAAACCUUUCAGCUGCUCUUACUGUUGUAAAAGUUUCACACACAGUGGACAUCUGACUAAGCACAUGCGAAAUCACACAGGGGAGAGACCGCACCAAUGCUCUGUUUGUGGGAAAGGAUUCCUGCAGAGUGCACAUCUGAAGUACCACCUUAAGACUCAUGCUGAGAAAAGUUAAAUAUUUGUUGUCUUGUGAGACUUACAAGACAUGUGUGGUAAUAAAAAUUUCAGUAUUGUUUGUAAUUAUUUGCAUAGUUGUGUGAGUCACACAUCCAUUGUGUAAGGACACUAUUAGCAUUGUGACAGAGCAGAAAGUUAAGAGUCAGCUUCAGAAGAAAAUAUUUGUUGAAGAAAUGACAAUGAUGGUAAUAAGCAGUAGGAAGGGCUUAAGGAGACACACGAGCAUAGCAUGUGGAACUGAGAGUCUGAUAUUAAUUCAAUAAUAUUUCAUGACAUAGACCAAAAAAAGUAAAUUGUUGAAAAGGCAAAUCAAAGGUCUUUUUUAAAAUUCCUUCUAAGCCCAUAUUUUUCUUACUCAAUAUUUAUUGCAGUGUUGAAUUUAUGUAAUGCUUACAUGAAUUGGAUCUUUUUAAAAUAAUUUCAGUU
Molecule: messenger RNA, 1618 nt
Organism: Synchiropus splendidus (mandarinfish)
Lineage: Eukaryota; Metazoa; Chordata; Actinopteri; Syngnathiformes; Callionymidae
Product: zinc finger protein 239-like
Exons: 2
Coding region: 84-1190 (368 amino acids)
Biological process (GO): regulation of transcription by RNA polymerase II
Molecular function (GO): DNA-binding transcription factor activity, RNA polymerase II-specific; RNA polymerase II cis-regulatory region sequence-specific DNA binding
Source: RefSeq, a predicted model, not a curated record